AUGCAAAGCACGUUUACGGAUUACACGAUUACGUUUUUAAUCAGAUUUCCUUUUCGGGGCGUUAGGUCUCCAUUCCCACUUUCACUUAUUCACUUAUUUGUCCACUCUUUAGGUGCUUCCAUUUGUUCAGUGUCGCCUUUCCAGCCUCACCUUUCCCAGCCUCACCUUUCCCAACCUAUCCUUUCCCAGCCUCACCUUUCCCAGCCUCACCUCCAGCCUCACCUUUCCCAGCCUCACCUUUCCCAGCCUCUCCUUUCCCAGCCUCACCUUUCCCAGCCUCUCCUUUCCCAGCCUCACCCUUCCCAGCCUCUCCUUUCCCAGCCUCACCCUUCCCAGCCUCACCUUUCCCAGCCUCUCCUUUCCCAGCCUCACCCUUCCCAGCCUCACCUUUCCCAGCCUCUCCCUCACCUUUCCCAGCCUCUCCUUUCCCAGCUUCACCUUUCCCAGCCUCUCCUUUCCCAGCCUCUCCUUUCCCAGCUUCACCUUUCCCAGCCUCUCCUUUCCCAGCUUCACCUUUCCCAGCCUCUCCUUUCCCAGCCUCUCCUUUCCCAGCCUCACCUUUCCCAGCUUCACCUUUCCCAGCCUCUCCUUUCCCAGCCUCUCCUUUCCCAGCCUCACCUUUCCCAGCCUCACCUUUCCCAAACCGUGACUUAGACACAAUUUUGUGUAGAAUUUGAAGAAUUAAAACGCAUUUGCUCGUAAUAUCAUGAACAUAACACACGAUGUGCGAACAAUAAAUCCACUGGUGUGUGUGUGUGUGAUGGAUCAGGCUGCUUCUACAUUUACCACCUGAUACAAAAUAGAUGAAUGUCCACCGUCACUGGUUACGUCUGCAUGACUGUUUGUUCUCAAAGGCCAAAAAUACACAUCUCUUUUACUUGGAAUCAAUAGGAAUCUAUAUAUUCUGUAUAUAAGUCAUAGAUAUAUUUUAGAUAGUUGGAAGCGGAGGCUUAGCCGUGCUCACUGUUGAUUGGAUAAAGUGUUUAUUUUCUUGAUACAUUUUUGUUCGCCUGAGAUUGUAACUAUAGAGCUGAUUACUGCAGUAAGCAACACAAAUAUAUUUAGUGUAAUAAAUAAAUAAAUAAACCAAUAAGACAUAAUUUAAGGCUCAUUUUUAAUCCGCACUGAGAGGAGCAGGUUCGCUAACAGGUUACCUUCAGGUUCACAGUAGGAUCAGGUGUUUAUUUCAUUUAAAUUUCUCUGGUUUAGUUUGUGGUCACUUUCAGUGUGAACAUCACAGCAUUUUCAUCACAGGUUAAAACGCUGCAUCAUCACCGACACGUCACUCAUCACCCAGUCAGGACUUUUUCUUUAUUUAUUUCCUUUUCAUUAGCGUCCUGUUUAUAUCGUCUCAGUCUCACACAGCGAUAUUUAUUAAUUAUCUAGAGUUGGCAUUUUGCAAUAAUUUGGUUUAAGUUGUUUACUGUGACUGUUAAAUCUCUUCCCCAUGAGCACUGAGCAAGAACAUCAUCCUUCUGCUACAAAGACAUUCAGCUCUCAUCAUUCACUAUAUUCAUUGUUCAAUAGCAAUCAAACAAAUUGGCUGGAAAUAUGAAUGAAGUAUGUUUAUAAAUUCUGUGUUCCUCUUUUUUUUAUUUGUACAUGUUUCACUGGGGAUCAUUCGUUCAUCUGGUUUGCACUUUUACAUUUUUUUUAUUGUCGUUUUUUAUUUGUUAAGAUGUAAAUUUUAGGAUUAUGUCAUUGUAUUGCCAUAGAUUUGCUCUGUCUUCAUUUUAAAUUAAAUGUACUGUAUGUUUUUAUAAAAAUGCCUAGUUGUAACUGCUCAAGGAAACUGAAGUAUCAGAGGCAAUAAAUAAAAGUUGACUUCAGA
Molecule: messenger RNA, 1831 nt
Organism: Silurus meridionalis
Lineage: Eukaryota; Metazoa; Chordata; Actinopteri; Siluriformes; Siluridae
Product: spermidine/spermine N(1)-acetyltransferase-like protein 1
Source: RefSeq, a predicted model, not a curated record